This is a messenger RNA of Exophiala dermatitidis NIH/UT8656, 750 nucleotides long. RefSeq lists its product as uncharacterized. Gene Ontology annotation, biological process: response to hydrogen peroxide; protein complex oligomerization; response to heat. NCBI's taxonomy places the organism in Eukaryota, Fungi, Ascomycota, Eurotiomycetes, Chaetothyriales, Herpotrichiellaceae. The coding region runs from base 1 to 750 and encodes 249 amino acids. The record is from RefSeq and is a predicted model, not a curated record. The transcript is spliced from 2 exons.
AUGAGUGCCUCCGGAGUCCCCUACGCCGUCCCGGCCAACUACGUGAUCCGCCUGGUCGAAGAACCUCUGCAUGGCGGUGCGCCCGUCACAACCCCCCACACCCAGGAACCCGUGCAACCGCACGCACACCCCUCUCACUUCCAAUUCCCCCGAACAUCUCUGCACGAGGCAACUCUGCAAUCUCACUUCAGCGGUCCGCACGCGGCAGGGAGCGUGGCAGCCCCCAAACCGGCCAACGUAUGGGUCCCCGCGACCGACAUCCGCGAGACCAUGCGCGCAUACCACAUCGAAAUCGAAACCCCUGGCGUCACGGACAAGAACGACAUUGUCAUCCAGUGGAUGAGCCCGCACACGCUGCUAGUCCAGGGCUCCGUCAAGCGACCCAAGAAUAUUGGCCUGUUGGAUCCCAAGCAUGGCGACCGUGUCUGGGAGGGUGAAGGUGAAGGAUGGGCUCAAGAAGCCGGACAUGCGAAGGCCAAAGAUGACUCCGCAGACGGUGGUCCCAUCGAACGCACUCCAUCCCGCGAAACCAUCGAGGCCCAACUCCGCGCCGAUGCUAUUCCUACCGUUCUUUUGGCUGAGCGUAAACUCGGCCCGUGGCGCCGCACUUUUACUCUCCCCGAAGAUGUGGAGAUGAAGGAACUCAAAGCGAGACUUGAUGGUGGUUUGCUUCGCAUUGAUUUACCCAAGAGGAGUCUUGAGGAGGUCGAGCAGUUGAGAGGUGGUGGUAUUCGUAUCGAGAUUGAGUAG